GUAGCAGAACAAGACUCGUGUGCAAGACAACAAAAGAAAUGGCACAGGCGUAAUUGCAUGCAUAAUUUGGGGCAAAUGCAACUCCACUUAUCCUACGCACCCUCCACUUAAAAAUUUACAAUAAAAUACCAACCCUAAACCCUCCUCAAGUCACAUUGCAGCUCCCACACCUGUACUCGUCUAGUCCUCUUUUCUCUUCCUGCUGCUCUUUUCAAGCGUUCAGCCAAUCAAUCCUCAGGGCUCAGGCUUCAGCUAGGAAUGGCGCUCCUUCCGUCCCUCUUCGCCUUUUUCAUUCUCUUCCUUUCUCUCUCCCACUCAGCACGCUGCACUACCGCCGCAUCAAGAUCCGGCACACCGGGAGAUCUAGUUCGUUCGUCAUGCAUCCACGCCAGCUAUCCAAACCUCUGCCUCCGCACGCUCUCCUCCUACACCGGCUCCACCAGGACUGCCAACGACCUCGCACGAGCGGCCGUAACCGUUAGUCUCUCCCGCGCUCGGGCCGUCUCCGGCUGCAUCGCCCGCCUCGCCAAGCUCCACGGCGGGAGCAAGAGGCAGCAAGGCGCACUGCGCGAUUGUGUGGAGCAGCUGUCGGACUCAGUGGACGAAUUGCGCGAGACGCUUGCGGAGCUCCGGCAUCUCAGACGUGGGUCGUUCAGGUGGCAGAUGAGCAAUGCGGAGACGUGGGUUAGUGCUGCCUUGACCAACGAGGAUACCUGUCUUGAUGGGUUUGAGAAGGUUGAUGGGAAGGUGAAGUUGGCUGUGAGGCGGAAGAUUAACAACGUAGCUAGGGUUACGAGUAACGCGCUCUACUUUAUCAAUCGUCUUGAUGAGUCUCAUGGACGGGCUCAGGCUGCCUUUGAUCCCUGAAAAGCACGGUUGAGAUUUCAAUCAUAAGUAUAUGACAGAUAAAAUAGCUGAGUCUGUGAGUGUGUUUUUUCGAUUGUGUUUAUAUAAAUAUUAUAUAGAAAUUGGGUUAUAGAGAAACAAUAGAUAGGCAUUAGACAAUGUAAUGUAAUGACAAUGAGUUGGUUAAUGUUGUUCCACUUCAAAUUGGGUAAGAUUUUGGAUGAUCAAGUGUAGCGGCAUUCAUUA
Molecule: messenger RNA, 1092 nt
Organism: Nelumbo nucifera (sacred lotus)
Lineage: Eukaryota; Viridiplantae; Streptophyta; Magnoliopsida; Proteales; Nelumbonaceae
Source: RefSeq, a predicted model, not a curated record